CGUGCUCCCCCUGUCCUUCUGGCGGAACGUGCAACCUACUGGGGACAGCCGAGCUAUGGCAGCCCUUCUGAGACCCGCACGCUGGCUUCUCCGUGCCGGUGUGGCACCGCGCCUCCCGCUGUCCAUGCGCCUACUCGCUGGCGGCCCGGGCCGGCCGCAUGCCGCCGUCUGUCAGCCCGCAGCUCGCGCCGCGCCUGCGGCCGGAGGGCCACUGAGCCAGGCCAGGCUGUAUGCCAUUGCUGCUGAGAAAAAGAAUUAUCUUGCAGAGGAGUCCACUUCUUCCCCAAGAAGGAAUGCCAGUCAGUUUGAUUGGGCUCUGAUGAGGCUGGAUAAUUCCGUCCGCAGAACUGGCCGCAUCCCAAGGACUCUCCUACAGAAAGUCUUUGACAACGCCUGUCACUCAGGUUGCCCAGGCGGUAACCAUGCCUUGCUUCUGCUGCGUAGCUGCGGCUCUCUCUUACCCGAACUGAAGUUCUCCGAGAGGACAGAGUUGGUUCAUAGGAUAUGGGACAAACUUCAGAAACUGGGUACUGUGUAUGAUGUAAGUCACUAUAAUGCUUUACUUAAAGUCUACCUUCAAAACGAACAUAAAUUUUCACCAACCGACUUCUUGGCAAAAAUGGAAGAAGCAAACAUUCAACCAAAUCGAGUAACAUACCAAAGAUUGAUUGCUGCUUACUGUAAUAUGGGAGAUAUUGAAGGUGCCAGCAAGAUUCUUGGAUUUAUGAAAACCAAGGACCUUCCGGUCACAGAGGCUGUUUUCAGUGCCCUUGUCACAGGGCAUGCGAGAGCUGGAGAUAUGGAGAAUGCAGAGAAUAUUCUCACAGUGAUGAAAGAGGCUGGGAUUGAGCCUGGUCCAGACACAUAUCUAGCCUUAUUGAAUGCAUAUGCUGAGAAGGGUGACAUUGACCAUGUUAAACAGACCCUGGAGAAGGUGGAGAAGUCUGAUCUUUACCUUAUGGAUCGUGAUUUAUUGCAAAUUAUAUUCAGCUUCAGUAAAGCUGGAUAUCCUCAAUAUGUCUCAGAAAUUUUGGACAAAAUUACAUAUGAAAGAAGAUAUAUUCCAGAUGCAAUGAACCUUAUUUUGCUUUUAGUCACUGAAAAAUUGGAAGAUACAGCAUUUCAAGUUUUAUUAGCAUGUCCUGUAUCAAAGGAAGAUGGUCUGAGCGACUUUGGCAGUUUCUUUUUACGGCACUGUGUGACUAUGAAUACGCCUACAGAGAAGCUGAAAGACUACUGCAAGAAGUUGAAGGAAGCCCAGUUGCACACAUCUCCUCUGCAGUUCACACUCCAUUGUGCUUUAGCCGGCAGUAAAACCGAUUUGGCAAAAGCUCUGAUGAAGGCUCUGAAGGAAGAAGGUUUUCCUAUCAGAACUCAUUAUUUCUGGCCCUUGCUAGCUGGACAUCAGAAGCAGAAAAAUGUUCAAGGUAUAGUGGAAGUCCUCAAAGGAAUGCAUGAAAUGGGAGUAAACCCUAACCAGGAGACAUACAUAAAUUAUGUGUUUCCAUCCUUUGAUAGUGUAAAGUCAGCUCGUGCUGUUUUGCAGGAAAAUGGAUGUCUACUUGAAAGCAAUGUGUUUUCUCAAGCUGAAUUGAAAAGUGAAGCAGUAAAUGGAAACUUGGACCAUGUUUUAUCAUUUUUGGAAUCAAAUACAUUGCCUUUCUCGUUGACUUCUUUGCGAGGCAGCCUAAUUCUAGGCUUUAGGAGGUCUAUGAAUAUAAAUCUUUGGAGCAAGAUAACGGAACUGUUGUACAAGGACGGACGUUAUUGCCAGGAGCCUCCGGGACCGGCGGAAGCUGUUGGCUAUUUUCUUUAUAACUUGAUUGACAGCAUGAGUGACUCAGAGGUACAGGCCAAGGAGGAGCGUUUGAGACAAUACUUCCAUCAGCUGAAGGAGAUGAAUGUAAAAAUUCCUGAAAAUAUCUACAGAGGCAUUCGUAAUCUACUGGAUAGCUACCAUGUUCCUGAAUUAAUUAAGGAUGUUAAUGUGUUGGUUGAAAGAGAGAAGACAGACUCUCGAAAACUUUCGUCAUCUGAUUUGGAGCUUACACUUGAAAAACUAAAAGCUGAAAAUCAACCUAUAGGAGAUGUCCUAAAGCAACUCAUAUUAAUGCUUUGUUCAGAAGAGAACAUGCAGAAAGCUCUUGAAUUGAAAGCAAAAUAUGAAUCAGACAUGGUUGUCGGUGGCUAUGCAGCUCUGAUAAAUCUGUGCUGUCGACACGAUAAUGCAGAUGAUGCACUGAACCUGAAACAGGAAUUUGACCGUUUAGAUUCAUCUGCUGUCCUUGACACCAGCAAGUAUAUAGGCCUUGUAAGAGUGUUGGGAAAACAUGGCAAACUCCAAGAUGCUAUUAACAUUCUAAAGGAAAUGAAAGAGAAGGAUGUUCUUAUCAAAGACGCAACAGUCUUGUCCUUUUUUCACAUCCUGAAUGGAGCAGCUUUGAGAGGUGAAACUGAAACAGUAAAACAGUUACACGAAGCCAUCAUGACUCUAGGGUUAACGAAACCAUCCACCAUCAUAAGUUCCCCAUUGGUUACUCUGUAUCUGGAAAAGGAUGACUUACCUGCUGCUCUUGAAGCCACCAUUGGAUGCUAUGAAAAGUAUAAAGUAUUACCGAGGAUUCAUGAUGUCUUAUGUAAAUUGAUAGAGAAAGGCGAGACUGAUCUAAUUCAGAAAGCAAUGGACUUCGUGAGCCAAGAGCAAGGUGAAAUGACAAUGCUCUAUGAUCUCUUCUUUGCCUUCCUACAGACAGGAAAUUACAAAGAGGCCAAAAAGAUCAUUGAGACUCCAGGUAUUAGAGCUCGGCCUGCAAGGCUCCAGUGGUUUUGUGAAAGAUGUAUUUCAAGCAAUCAGGUCGAAACUCUAGAAAAAUUAGUGGAGCUGACACAGAAGCUAUUUGAAUGUGACAGAGACCAGCUGUACUACAAUCUGCUAAAACUGUACAAAAUAAAUGGUGACUGGCAAAGAGCUGAUGCUGUCUGGAAUAAAAUGCAAGAAGAAAAUAUCAUUCCUCGUGGGGAGACGUUAAGGUUAUUAGCAGAAAUCCUUAGAAACAAUAAUCAGGAGGUUCCCUUCGAUGUACCCGAGUUGUGGUAUGAGGAUGAAGAACACGCCCUGAAUUCCUCAGCACCCUCCGUUGGAGAAACUAAUUUCCAGAAAGAUCUGUUGAAUGCCUUCCGACAGAGGAGAAGCAAAGAUGCAUAUAAUAUUUUCCUGAAAGCACAAAAGCAAGAUGUUGUGUUCGACAGUGAAACUUACAACAAACUCAUACAAUUACUGUUGACGAAGGACAGCUUCACAGAGGCAAUGAAAGUGAAAGAUUGCGCUGAGACCCACAUCAAGGGCUUCACACUGAACGAUGCUGCCAACAGCCUCCUCAUCAUAACGCAAGUUAGGCGGGAUUAUUUGAAAGAGGCGCUCACGACACUGAAAACAGCCUUCGAUCUGAGGCAGACCCCUUCGAGGAUGGCGGUCACCCGCCUGAUUCAGGGCUGUGCUUUGAAGGGGGAUUUAGAAGGCAUACACGCAAUUCAGAAGAUGGUAAAUGGACUUGAAGAUUCGAUUGGGCUUUCAAAUAUGGUUUUCAUCAAUAACAUUGCUUUGGCACAAAUAAAGAACAAUAACAUAGAUGUUGCAAUAGAAAACAUUGAAAAUAUGCUUACUUCGGGGAGUCAAGCUGUGGAAGCCCAGUACUUUGGCUUGGCGUACUUAUUCAGAAAAGUGAUAGAGGAGCAGUUGGAACCAGCUCUUGAGAAGUUAAGCAUCAUGGCAGAGAGGUUGGCCAAUCAGUUUGCAGUAUACAAACCAGUCACCGACCUUUUCCUUCAGCUUGUGGAUUCAGGCAAGGGGGAUGAUGCCAGAGCUCUCCUACAGAGAUGCGGAGCAAUUGCUGAACAAACCCCAAUUUUCUUGGUGUUCUGUGUGAGGAAUUCUCGGAAACCGGGAAAGGCACGAACGUUGAAAUCUUUGUUAGAAUUGAUUCCUGAAUUAACUGAAAAGGAAGAAGCAUACACUUCCGUCAUGAAAAGCUACGUGUUGGACAGUGAUGUCUCGUCUGCUAAAGCACUGUAUGAAAGUUUGACCGCAAAGAAUAUAAAAUUGGAUAAUCUGUUUCUAAAACGUUACGCAGUUCUGCUGAAGAAGGCUGGAGAGUCUGUCCCUUUUGCUGAACCCCCUGAAAGCUUUGAAUUUUAUGCAAAGCAGCUAAAGGAAUUACGGGCAAACCCUUUGUGAAACAAGCAAGCACUACUUUGUUUUGUGUGUACUUGUGACUCUGUGUCUAAAAUGUUAUUUUUUAAAUGUAUUUGAAAGGACAAAAAUAAAUAAAUGAAAAGUCA
Messenger RNA from Phyllostomus hastatus (greater spear-nosed bat), 4338 nucleotides. RefSeq names its product leucine rich pentatricopeptide repeat containing (gene LRPPRC). The coding region runs from base 56 to 4234 and encodes 1392 amino acids. NCBI's taxonomy places the organism in Eukaryota, Metazoa, Chordata, Mammalia, Chiroptera, Phyllostomidae. The transcript is spliced from 38 exons. The record is from RefSeq and is a predicted model, not a curated record. Gene Ontology annotation, molecular function: protein binding.